Castor canadensis (American beaver) is the source of this 1062-nucleotide messenger RNA. NCBI's taxonomy places the organism in Eukaryota, Metazoa, Chordata, Mammalia, Rodentia, Castoridae. The record is from RefSeq and is a predicted model, not a curated record.
AUGGGUAUGGAGACCCGCGUGGCCGCCGUGGGAAGCAGUGACGAGGCCCCCAGUCCACAGCCAGCACUGAAAAGGAUGACCCACGCCCUGAGCAGCACUCUCCCGACCCCAAGGUCAAUGGCGAGCAGCUCGGGGAUGGAUGCGGCAACUUUGGCCUACCUCGGGGUUUGCUCCCUGGUCGUGACCACCUGCGUGUGUGGCAUAGUGGGCAAUGGCCUGGUGGUGUGGCUGCUGAGCUGCCGCGCGCACAGGUCCCCCUUCCACGUCUAUGUGCUCAACCUGGCGGUGGCCGACCUCCUCUUCCUCCUCUGCAUGGCUGCCUUGGUGGGGCUGGAAACCCAGCCGCUGGCCGAGCUGAACAGAGACAGCCACGAGGUGGAGGUCAUCAAGGCCUACGAGGUGCUGAGUAGAACCAAGUAUUUCGCCUACACCGCCGGCCUGAGCCUGCUGACGGCCAUCAGCACCCAGCGCUGUGUCUCUGUCCUCUUCCCCAUCUGGUACAAGUGUCACCAGCCCCGGCACCUGUCGGCCGUGGUGUGCGCCGUGCUCUGGGCGCUGUCCCUUCUGAUGAACACGCUGGCCUCUUUCUUCUGCAGCUGGUUCUGGAAUCCCCAGAAACAGCAGUGUUUCAAGGUGGACAUGGUUUUCGGGGUGCUCAUCAUUGGGGUCUUUGUGCCCGUGAUGACCCUGUCCAGCGCCAUCCUCUAUGUCCGGGUGCGGAGGAGCUCCCUGCUCCAGCGGCAGAGGCCCCGGAGGCUGUUCGUGGUCAUCCUGGUCUCCGUCUUGGUGUUCCUCGUGUGCUCGCUGCCCCUGGGCCUCUACUGGUUCGUCCUGUACUGGGUGGGCCUGCCUCGGGAAGUGUGGCUCCUGUACACGAGUCUGUCCCGCCUUUCCUCCUCCAUUGGCAGCAGUGCCAACCCCGUCAUCUACUUCCUGGUGGGCAGCCAGAGGAGCCGGGGGCUGCAGGAGUCCCUGGGGGCUGUGCUGGGCCGGGCACUGCGGGAGGAGCCCGAGCUGGAGGGGAGGGAGACACCCUCCACGGCCACCAACGAGGGCAUCUGA